Prinia subflava (tawny-flanked prinia) is the source of this 3176-nucleotide messenger RNA. It is a transcript of the gene LSS, whose product is annotated as lanosterol synthase. Lineage: Eukaryota; Metazoa; Chordata; Aves; Passeriformes; Cisticolidae. Gene Ontology annotation, molecular function: lanosterol synthase activity. The record is from RefSeq and is a predicted model, not a curated record. Gene Ontology annotation, cellular component: lipid droplet. Gene Ontology annotation, biological process: triterpenoid biosynthetic process; cholesterol biosynthetic process. Bases 111 to 2387 code for a protein of 758 amino acids. The transcript has 22 exons.
GCGGCGGGAGAGGGGGCGGGCCGGGCGCCGGGCCCCGCCGCCAUUGGCUGCCGCCCGUGAGGCGAUGUGGGACCAGCGGCGCGGCCCCGGCGCUGCCAGCGGCACCGGCGAUGGCGGCGGGAGCCCCGGCGGUUCGGCGGCGUGGCGGCCCUCGGCGCUCGGCGGCGGCCACGGAGCUGCCGGCCUGGCGACUGCGCUGCGAGGGGGGUCGGCAGCUCUGGCGCUACCUGGGCGAUGGCGACGGCGAUGUCGGGGAGCGGCGGGCGCAGACGGCGCUGGAGCAGCACAGCCUCGGGCUGGACACGGGCGCGACCCUGCAGACGCUGCCGGCGGCAGGCUCAGCCCGGGAGGCGGCCCGCAACGGGAUGCGGUUCUACGCAGCGCUGCAGGCCGAGGAUGGGCACUGGGCAGGCGACUACGGCGGGCCGCUGUUCCUGCUGCCAGGUCUCCUCAUCACCUGCCACACGGCCAAAAUCCAGCUGCCCGAGGGGUUCCGGAAGGAGAUGAUACGCUACCUGCGCUCUGUGCAGCUCCCGGACGGAGGCUGGGGCUUACAUGUGGAAGACAAAUCAACAGUGUUUGGCACAGCCCUCAACUACAUAGCCUUGAGGAUCCUGGGCCUUGGACCAGAUGACCCUGACAUUGUGAGGGCCCGUGUCAACCUGCACAGCAAAGGAGGUGCUGUGGGAAUCCCUUCCUGGGGCAAGUUUUGGCUGGCUGUCUUGAACGUUUACAGCUGGGAAGGAAUGAACACGCUUCUCCCAGAGAUGUGGCUGUUUCCCACGUGGUUUCCAGCCCAUCCGUCACGGCUGUGGUGCCACUGCCGCCAGGUUUACCUUCCCAUGAGCUACUGCUACGCUAAGCGUCUGUCAGCAGAGGAGGAUGAGCUGAUCCGGAGCUUGCGGCAGGAGCUGUAUGUGCAAGACUACGGCAGCAUAGACUGGCCAGCACAGAGGAACAACGUGGCUGCCUGUGAUGUGUACACCCCGCAUAGCUGGCUGCUGGGCGCUGCCUACGCCAUCAUGAACGUGUAUGAAGCUCACCACAGCACUCACCUGCGGCAGCGAGCCGUCACGGAGCUGUACGACCACAUCAAGGCUGAUGAUAGAUUCACCAAGUGCAUCAGCAUCGGGCCAAUCUCCAAGACAAUCAACAUGCUGGUUCGCUGGUUCGUGGAAGGGAAAGACUCCCCAGCUUUUCAGGAGCAUGUUUCCAGGAUCCCUGACUAUCUCUGGCUGGGCCUCGAUGGCAUGAAGAUGCAGGGCACAAAUGGAUCCCAGCUCUGGGAUACUGCUUUUGCUGUCCAAGCCUUCUUGGAGGCAGAAGCCCAGGAGAUGCCUGAAUUCACCUCCUGCCUCCAGAACGCCCAUGGAUUCCUCCAGUUCUCCCAGAUCCCAGAGAACCCCCCCGACUACCAGAAGUAUUACCGCCACAUGAACAAGGGUGGCUUCCCCUUCAGCACGCGGGACUGCGGCUGGAUCGUGGCAGACUGCACAGCGGAGGGGCUGAAGGCAGUUAUGCUGCUGCAGGAGAAGUGUCCCUUCAUAGCUGAGCCUGUGCCUGCUGAGCGCCUCUUUGAUGCUGUGAACGUGUUGCUGAGCAUGAGGAACCCGGAUGGAGGCUUUGCCACUUACGAAACCAAGCGAGGAGGCCACUUACUGGAGCUGCUGAACCCCUCGGAGGUGUUUGGUGACAUCAUGAUCGACUACACGUACGUGGAGUGCACAUCAGCUGUCAUGCAGGCACUGAGACACUUCCAGAGCCGGUUCCCUGAGCACCGAGCCAGGGAGAUCAGGGAGACUCUGCAGAAGGGCCUGGAUUUCUGUCGCAAGAAGCAGCGAGCAGAUGGGUCCUGGGAAGGGAGCUGGGGGGUUUGUUUCACCUAUGGCACCUGGUUUGGUCUGGAGGCGUUUGCCAGCAUGCAGCACACGUACCACGACGGGAGUGUCUGCCGAGAGGUGGCCCAGGCCUGCCAGUUCCUGGUCUCCAAGCAGAUGGCGGAUGGCGGGUGGGGAGAGGACUUCGAGUCCUGCGAGCAGCGCACGUACGUGCAGAGCGCCGAGUCGCAGAUCCACAACACCUGCUGGGCCCUGCUGGGGCUCAUGGCUGUCAGGUACCCUGACAUCGAUGUGCUGGAAAGGGGCAUCAAAGUGUUGAUGGAUAAGCAGCUGCCCAAUGGGGACUGGCCUCAGGAGAACAUUGCCGGGGUGUUCAACAAGUCGUGUGCCAUCAGUUACACCGCGUACCGCAACGUCUUCCCCAUCUGGGCGCUGGGGCGGUUCUGCCGGCUGCACCCGCACAGCCCCUUGGCGGGCCAGCUGCCGGCCAGGGCCAGGGCCAGCGCCGCCGGGCCGGGGCAGGGCCAGCGGGGAGCCCUGUCUGCCUGAGCCUGGCCUGCCGGGGGAGCCGUGGCCCUGCGUCCGUCGUGAUCCCGGUGCCUGCCUGGGGCCGGGGUGGCGCGAGCUGCACGGGCUGUCAGUGCUGGCCUCAGCGAUGGACUGCUGCCUCUGCCAGGGACGGGUGCUGCAGGGCCUCUGCUUGCUGGCCAACCUCUUCUAAACAUUCCCUUUCUAAGGUGUUUUCCAGGUCUAUUCUCCAUCCCCAGAUGGGGAGUGAAGUGCCUUUUCAGACCAUUCUGAAGAUCUGAUGAAGCUGCCAAGCUGUGUUGUGUUCCACAUCUGCACAGACUCUCACCCUGGGUUGCAAGGCUGCCUUUAUCGUCACAGACUGCCUGUGACCCCAAGGGUGGGGGAUUUGGGGUCUCCCCUGUGCCCACCAUUGGGGGUGGGGGGCGCUGCACAAUCCCUGCUGAGCUGACCUCUGUACUGUGGGUGCCACUCGUGGCCCUUGAAUUGCUUGCUCUGCUCUGGAGCCGUGCUGGGAGGGGAAGGACACCUGUCCCCCUGGAUGUGUGGGAAAGGGAGUGCUUUGCUUAAUGUCGUUGUGGUUCUGUCCCCCAGCUGGUGGCACCUAGCUUCCCCAGGUGAAGUCACCACCAGCCCUUGGAGAAGGGGCAGCUGAAGCAGAAAGCCCUGAGGUGGCUGGCAUCAUGGCACAGCCUGAGCCCCAGGGCUCCAGCCUUCCCCCAGCUCGGGGGUGCCGUGGGGCAUUCGCGGGUCAUUGUCAGAGCUGGAAGUCAGAUGGGAUAAUAAAUUGCUGAGGGUGAUGCAAGAGGA